Molecule: messenger RNA, 978 nt
Organism: Octopus sinensis (East Asian common octopus)
Lineage: Eukaryota; Metazoa; Mollusca; Cephalopoda; Octopoda; Octopodidae
Product: caspase-3-like
Exons: 1
Coding region: 1-978 (325 amino acids)
Biological process (GO): apoptotic process; proteolysis
Cellular component (GO): cytoplasm
Source: RefSeq, a predicted model, not a curated record
AUGGCAGAUGGAGGUGAAAACGUUGGGACAAGCGAUCAGCCCCAUUCCCCAACUAAGGAAGAUCUUAGUAAACGUUUCGCUAAAUAUGAUAUAAAUAACAAGCGACUUGUAGCCUACAUCUUCAACCACGAAAAUUUCAAAAAUAACCAUCCUGAAUCUCGUGAAGGCUCAUCAAAAGAUACAGAAGCUUUUAUAGCGGCAUUAAUAAAACUUGGAUUUUCUGAACGGGAUGUCACAGUUUUUAAAGAUAAAACAGCCGAUGAAAUGCUCAAUGCUUUCAAAAAUGUUAACGAAGUUGGAACUCGUAAUCCAGUUGGUUGCUUUGUUUGUGCAAUUAUGAGCCAUGGUAGGGAAAACGAUCAGUUAUGUGCAUACGACCGCGAUGUUGGACUGUAUGAUUUGCUUUCUUGCCUGACACCCGUUAAAUGUCCAUCUUUAAGUGGAGUACCCAAAUUAAUUUUUGUUCAAGCAUGUCGUGGAGGAGAGAUUGAUGAAGGAUUCUGUGUAACUGAUGGCCCUGAAACAGAAGUGAAUGAAACGCUAUCCAAUAUUCCAAUUAUGCCUGAUCUGUUGGUUUUUCAUUCCUCCUAUAAUAAAUAUUCGUCUUUCAGGAAUAAACCGAAUGGUACGUGUUUUAUGAAAACAUUAAGUGAAGCUUUGAUUGAAUAUGGCACUGAACGUGAACUCCUGACACUUUUAACCGCUGUCUCUUACUAUGUUGCUUCUUCAGAAUUCAAAACUUAUCGCAAUCCCGAACUGGAGAAGAAACAAAUGCCUCAGAUUAUGUCGACAUUGCUCAAACAGCUAAAGUUUGAACCGAGGAGGGAAAAUGCUUCAUCAAAAGCACGUACGCGAAGCAGAAGUCCACUUGAGGAAACGGAUGGGAGUUCAAAGAAGCGCCCGCGCAAGCCGACAUUAAUACGCACAACUCCAGGAACAUACAAAUACACAUACAUAACACAGUCACAUGCACAGUAA